AUGGAAGCUAAGCCCAUCAAGUCAACUCACGAACUUACGAAUGAAAAAGAAGUAUAUAUAAACCGCAUCAAGUGUAAUUUAGGACAUGAUCCACUCCACUCCAAAGUGAAAAGCACAAAGAUGAAAUAUCAAGACAGCCGACAUUUCAGUCAUGACCAUUUCUUGCUCAGCCUCAAGAUCAACAAUGAUGAAGAAGCACGGCAGGGAAUCCAUUGUGAUGCAUGCAAGGAGAAAAUCACCGCUGAGAAGGAAGAAAAGCCCUUCUUCCAUGGCUGCAGAAAAUGCGAUUAUCACCUCCAUGACCGCUGUUUUCGAGCACCUCGUUCCAUCCAACAUCAAUCUCACCCUCUUCAUCCCUUAUCCCUUCUUUCCAUCCCCACUUAUUCUUCUCGCUCCUAUCUUUGCGAUGCUUGUGGGGACGAAGGCAAUGGCGAGUUCAGCUACGGAUGCGCUCAUUGCGGGUUUGAUAUCCAUCUGAAAUGCGCGCUUUUAUUUCCACCUUCGGGAAUUUUUAAUGUGAUUCAUCCUCAUGAACUUACGUUGAAGUUUGAUAAGAAUGAUUGCGGAAGGAUAAAAUCGUCGUGUGAUGUUUGCGAUGGUGGUUUGAGGGAAAAUCUAUGGCUGUAUUACUGUGGUGAAUGUGAAUUUGCUGUUCAUUUGGACUGUGUGAAUGGUCCUAAAGAUGAUGAGGAGGAGGAUAAGGAGGAGGUAGAAGAAAAAGAAGAUCAGGAAGAUGAUGAUGAAAAGAAGGUAGAAGAAAAAGAAGAUCAAGAAGAAGAUGAUGAUGAUGAAGCAAAAACUGAGGAAGAUGAUGACUCAGAUGAUAGCAGCGAGGGAAAUGAUGAUGAAGAAGAAGCAUUGAUGCGGGAGAGGAACAGGAGUCUAAGGCAGCGUAUUAGGACAUUGAUCAAGCUGCACAAGAAGUAG
Oldenlandia corymbosa var. corymbosa is the source of this 927-nucleotide messenger RNA. Lineage: Eukaryota; Viridiplantae; Streptophyta; Magnoliopsida; Gentianales; Rubiaceae. The record is from the annotation of a GenBank genome assembly.